Molecule: messenger RNA, 618 nt
Organism: Arctia plantaginis
Lineage: Eukaryota; Metazoa; Arthropoda; Insecta; Lepidoptera; Erebidae
Source: the annotation of a GenBank genome assembly
AUGACGGAAGAAGAAUUUGUACAGCUUCUGCGUUCUGGUCUAGACCCCAAUUUUGAAGGGGGUUGGCCAAUAAGACUAGCAGCUCGUUAUGGUUGUCCAGCAAUUGUGGAAACAUUAAUUCAAUUCGGAGCUAAUCCUCAUCUACUUAGUGAAUCUGGUGCAUCGACAUUACAGUUAGCAGUAUUUUCUGGCGAGCAGUGGGAUACUGAUAAAUGGAAAUUUUUAUUGUCAUGUUGUGAUUCUUCACAACUAGCCGAUGGGGCAGCCGUAGCAGUCAUUUUUAAUAACGUUUUGGCUCUGAAGAAGAUUUUAGAUACUGGACGAUGUAACACUAAUAUUCCGACAACCCUGACAGGUAAAACAUUAGAGCUUUUAGCAAAGGGGUACAAAGUGACUCAUAUGUUGACCUCAUCGACGAUCGAAAGUUAUCCCGAUUCUUUUUCAGCCGCACCCAGAAUGUCACGACGUAGCGUUCAUGGCAAUACAUCUGCUACGUUGUCUCCACGCCAUGUUGAACGGAACUUGUCACCUUCUGUGGCUAGGUUCUUUCAUCAAACGGCUGGGCAAACCUCUUUGUCCCCAACAAGAAGGACAUUUGAGUCCACACACUCACAGUGA